AUGACGGCAUGGGCUAUCGCACCAUUCGAAUCGGUUUACAACUCGAUUGAAUCAGGCCCAUUCCAGGCGUCUGAUUACAAGCUAAUUCUUCCAGAUCUGAAAACCUUAAAUACUCUUAGUGGUAAGUCUAAGAACAAUGCCAGUAGACAACAACUGGAAAAGGGUGAGAUCAAAUUAACAUCGGGCGACGCUUAUCAAGUGAACAAGGAGUUUAUAAUAGCAGCCGCGCUUCUGUCAGAUGAGCUCGAUCUUGACGAGCUGGUCACUGCCGAGGUUAUGCUCUUGAACUGUGACGUUGGUUCCGAAGACGAAAAUUCUGAGAUUGCCUUGGUUAACGAUGCGAAAGUGGCAUUCUACGUGAGAAGACGUUAUCUUCUCCAAACAGUUUCAUUCAUUGCCAAUUGUUGUGAUUCCCAUGACCAGAUCUAUCUCGAUCUCGUGUCCGAUGGUGUCUUGGUCAAGAACAUAGUAACUGCAUUCAAACAAAUCGAGGAACAAUUGGAAGGAAUAAAACAAUUUGUAAACAAGUGCAAAAUUCUAGAUAACUACGAUUGGCUAGCAAAGCAAAAUGUUCGUUUCAGAAGGGACUUUCUUCUGGCCGAGUAUGAUCUCCUUAGCCAAAUUAUCUUUGGACUUGUGAUUAAUGGCACAUUAAUGGAGAAAGGCAAACUAUUGGAGCUUGUAAAUUGCGUUGCUCAAAUGGAUAGUAGUGACUUUUUCAUCAUUUAUUUUCUCCCUGCGCUCUUCCAAGCUUUUGCCCAAUUGCAUUUGCUGGCCGAUACUGACGUUAAAGAAAUGCACAAGAUGUUUUUAACAGAACUCAAACAAGAGUCCAUUUACGCUCAGCCUGUUAAGGUGUCUCUUAUUUUUGCAUUUAUGGCCUUUUUUAUAGGAUGGUGCAAGGCCGAUCCUUCCACGAGGGCUGUUUCUUACGAUUUUGCGACAUCUGUGGAUGAACCCAUGACAAAAGCUGUCAAUCUUGGAGCUAUUGAACAACUUCUAGCCUUCGCUGCAGAUACUUCUGAGCUUGAAAGUGACGCAAGUAUAGAGCUUUUCUACGAUAUGAGAUCGCUUUUGGAAAGGCACAUACCGAGACUGCGUCCAAAGCAGCUUAUCGAUGGAGAACAAUCUUCAAUGCAUAAAAAUAUGAGGGAUAUUGCAUUUGAAAGUGUGUCCUUGUCUCAGCAGACACAGUCUUUCUUUUUGUUAGCUUUCAACCAGUUGCUGCAGGUUAUAAUAACAGAUUGCGCUUACCUUUUAACCAAGAUGAAAGAUGCCGAGGAGGACUCUCUGCUAUCGGGCGAAGAUUUGUUUUUGGAAGAAAUUUCGGCAAAGGCAGACCUAGAGCGAUUCUUUCUUACAAUCCAUUACUUUUAUGCAUGCAGGUCGGAUUACUGCGCGGUAUUUUGGGAAGACAAGGAAUCCAAUGCUUACGGUUUCAUAGAAUGGGCUAUGAAAUGCACAGACACACUAAUGCGCUCUUCUGUUUUUCUCAUGCUUUCAAGUCUCUCCUUUGGAUUCGAGAACUCCUUGAACGUUUACCACUAUGUCAAUCAAAAUCCGAUAAUUUCCUGGACUAGCAUUUUACAGUUGAUUACCGAUUACGUCGUAAAAAUAUCCUACCUGGAAAAAAGGCUACAAGAGAGCCAACAGAUGGAAGACGAAGACCAAGAUCCGACGACCGUUGCUUUGAAAAAUGGUCUCAAUGAAGAAGUUGUUAUACUGCUGUCAUCAUUAUUCACAUUGGUAGGAUGUGUUUCGCAUGAUUUGGACGAGACGACCAAAAAUCAUUUUAGUUCUCUCUUCAAAGAUGUCCUCUUUGAGUUUGUCAAACUGAAUACACCCUUGGUAGGUGCGGCCUUGAAAGUGCUAAGUAAUCUCGUCCCAGCAAAUGAAGGUGACAGAGCUGGGUACUGGCUCAGCUUGGACGAGUGGAUAUUUAAAGGUUCUAAGUUAACGGUGGCCAAGAAUUCAUAUCGGAACGCUUUCGAGACAAUCUUAGUCAACUUUUCUGACGUAACUGGUUUUCUCCAACUCUUGCAAAAGCUGCUAAUGGUUUCGUCGACAGGAAUUGGCGGAUACCUAAAAUUUGGGCUGUUGCCAUUCCCAGCUAAACUAGGGAAUGGCUACAGAAAUGUUGGAAUAUGGCCCUAUUUCGAUUAUGUUUUGAACGGCGUCUUUGUACAAUCUCGUCAAAUAGCAGAGGUCAAAGAAAAAGCAGCUAUUCAAAAGCCCAUUUUGCAAAUCAUAGAAAACGCACUGUACUCGUUUGAUUACAGCGUGAUCUUGAACUCGAUACCUGCUGGAUCGAACUUAAAUGAUCUGGUAACAACAGAAAGCUUCUAUGCAUAUGUUCAAGAGUCUCCUGCCACUGCAACAAUUAAUUUUCUGUUCGACGAGAAGGUGUUUGCUAUACUAUUUGAAAGUGCUUCCUGUGGAAUAGAUGAGUUGAACUGUAUGUCCCAAGAUUCAGUAGCUGUAUGUGAUAUGCUGCGUUCUACUCUGAGCAUCAUCGAGCACACUCUGAGUGUACAAGAGGCAUAUGUGGAAGAGCUUUGCCCGAUCGUAAAGAAGAAUGCCACAGAGGAAUUUUUUCUGCCACAGAAUGUGGGAAUGCAUGGCCUUAAAUCGUUUUAUGACGCAGUUUUCUUCAACCUCCCCAUGAUUGCGCAUUUCGGCCUAUAUGUCGGACUUGACGAUCACCUCAUUGCCUCGCAAUCACUUCAUAUCUUAACAAAGCUAUCUAUUGAAUUGAACGGCAAGGACAAUCAAGCAAUUGUUAAGGAUAAGCUAUUGAGUGUAUUUGAUUCUGUCGACGAGUCCGCAAGACUUAAAGACGCGUUCAUUGCUCAAUUACAGGCUCCGCUGAUAUGCGAGGAGAGUCGGGAGCUUAAGGUGAGCAUAUUGAGAUUUUUGCUGGAAAAUCUUUCAUAUACAGAUAAGCAACCCACUGUGGGGCAUUUCUUGCUUGGGUUCUCUGUUGCUAAUAUGAUGUCGUUAGGACCGAAGCUCAGUACUUUCAUUUCUUCUGGCCAUUCCCUCCUGAGCUCUGUUAUUUAUCUCUUGCAGUCUUCCCUGGAAACAAUGACCUGUGACAAUAUCGGUUCCGUACCCGCUCAGCUGGCUUCGUUGUCAAUGGAGAUAAUACUAAAGCUCUGCCGUAACUCCCUGACCUCAGAUUUAACGUUGAGGCACCUCAAUGACUCUAACUUAUUUGAAACCAUUCUAUCACUUGAUCCAAAGGUCGACGCAAAGACCAAGUGGUCGAAUGAAAGGCACAAAGGGAGUAGUGGUUCAAAUCCUCUCGGCUUCACAAGCCAAACUGCAAUGGGGACAUUUCUUUGGUUUCUAAGUUACAGAAGCUUCUCACUUCAAUAUCUCAGCCUCGAUAUUCACAGACUAAGCAACCAGUCAUUAAGGUCAAAGAUGAAUUCAAGACUAGACGUUCUCACGUCCAAUAUAAUGCAACCCCCUCGCAUGUUCACUUUUCUGGGGGUUUUGAACUUUGACUUCAAUGCCGACUUUCAUGACCCACCUCAAAACUUGAUUGUAGCCGCAGGCCUGGAUUUAAGCCUUGUGCGCGCAGAUACAAUGGAUGCUAGUAGCAAAGAGCUAUGCGAUAUGUCACAAGUGGAGUCUCUCCUGCAACUUAGAAGUCAAUACCUAGGCCUUUGUCUUCCUAUCAUGAUCAAGGACACGAGCAUUUCAAACGCUGAACAAUUAGUUCGAGUAGCUGAUAUUGAAAAGAGACAAAUCAAAGAACAUUUGAGAACCACAUUUUCUGUGGAUCGUUUCAAAUCGCUGAGAUUGUCAGUACUUCAUGCUUGGGUUCAGUUGGUCCAAGUUAUGGUUUUGGAUGGCCAUCUAUCAGAAGAAAAGAGAUCUAACUUCAUUCUUGAGUUGUUUGAAGCACUCGUGCCCAAAAUUAACGAAUUUGUGGAGAUUGACGUAGGAUACUCAGAAGAGGUUGUGUCGCUUUGCGUGUUCCUAUACGAUAUCUAUCACCGAGACCACCUUAAGGAUGCAAAGGGAAUGCCCGUGGAUGGCAGGUUAGUGGCGCUAUUUAUGGCUUGCAUCAAUGGCAUAAGGUCUCCUCUCUCCACACUGUCAUUGCGAUCAGAUUUCUACGUGCUGUCGCAUAGGUUCGUAUUGAGCGUCUUGACCGACGAAAAAUCUUCGGCCAGUAUUAUCCAGACAUUAAAAUUGACUAACGAUAGGUUGAUGGAAGUUGUUUGUAAUGAUGCUAUUUCGGGUGAGGGUCCAUCCAGAAUAACUGGCAUUCUCUUUCUCGAUUCGCUUGUGCAGCUGGCAAGGCUAAACAAGGCCAAUUUCAUCCUUGACAGCUUAGUUAAGACGAAUAUGCUUCUGCUAUUGGGCCAUUCGCUGAAAGCUACGGACGAUUUUUUGAAAUCAGGUUUAGAAGGUAUAACUCUGGACAAUCUGUUAUACGAACUAACUGCUUUCAAGUCAACGGUCCACUUUCUGAUCCGUAUCGCAGAGAGCCGUGCUGGCGCACAAGCAUUAGUUCAGAACGAAAUCCUUCGUGUUAUAGGAUCUUGCAGGUUCUUGGAAGUUGACCCAGAUCUAGGACUUGAUCUUGUAUUCAACGAAGCAGACGUGCAUAGCUUCCAAAAACUUCACGUAUGCUUGAACUUAGACAGCUCCCUAUCUUUGAAUAGAGAUGCGGUGGGAUUAUCCUUGUUUGAAAUUGUUGUUCCUAUUUUCAAAUUGAUGGCAACUAUCUUGCUGAGCAUGGGGAGCGCUAAUAAACCUGUCGUCAGAAAGACUCGCGAUCUUUUGAGUCACUUUAGAAAACUUGUCCAAGGUGUGUUGAAGAGAGAUGCUCUUAUAGAGGAUGGCACCACCACGUCACAUCAGGAAGCGCCGCAUACCGACGGGUUGCAACAGCUUGUCAGGACAGUCGUAUUACUAUGCACAUUGACAUGUUACAAUGAGGGCUGCUAA
Lachancea dasiensis is the source of this 4965-nucleotide messenger RNA. The record is from the annotation of a GenBank genome assembly. NCBI's taxonomy places the organism in Eukaryota, Fungi, Ascomycota, Saccharomycetes, Saccharomycetales, Saccharomycetaceae.